Molecule: messenger RNA, 969 nt
Organism: Biomphalaria glabrata
Lineage: Eukaryota; Metazoa; Mollusca; Gastropoda; Planorbidae
Exons: 1
Coding region: 1-969 (322 amino acids)
Biological process (GO): DNA integration
Molecular function (GO): nucleic acid binding
Source: RefSeq, a predicted model, not a curated record
AUGAUAGACGCCCAUACAAAAUGGGCAGAAGUAUUACCCGUCAGUUCUACAAAAUCAUCUUCAACAAUCGAAUUUCUCACAGAAACAUUCUCAAGAUUUGGAAUACCCAACAUCAUCGCAAGUGACAAUGGCUCUACGUUCACUUCAAAUGAAUUUAAAGACUUGACCAAAAGAAAUGGGAUCAAGCACAUCACAACUGCACCUUUUCAUCCGGCUACCAAUGGACUUGCAGAAAGGUUCCUGAAAUCAUUUAAAAUAGCUAUGAAGGCUGCAAAAAAUGAUACAGGCACAUUAAGUCAGAAAAUCUCUAGAUUUCUUUUCGCUUACAGAAAUGCUCCACAAUCCACAACUCAUGAGAGUCCAGCAUUUCUUAUGUUCGAAAGAAGACUACAAUCUCGUCUGGAUUUACUUAGGCCAAAUAUGGACAUUCAGAAUAGACUAACGAAAAAUUACUCCAAUGUGAAGCUGAGAGAAUUCCAAGUUGGGGACAGUGUUCUUGCACGUGAUUACAGAGUGAAUCAAGAAAAAUGGCAAUAUGGUGUAAUAAAGUCCAAAACAGGACGUCUAAUGUAUACAGUAGAACUAUACCCAGGCAUGAUAUGGAGGAGACACAUUUAUCAGUUGGUCAGCACUCCAAGACAAGAGAAUGGUACAUCUACCAGAGAAAUGAUUCCUACUGUGUCAGAAAGAAAUGAACAUUUCGCUAGUGCUACUCCAACACCAGAUGCUGUUCCAAUACCUUCUCAAGACAGUCUUAAUGACCAAGCUACAAUACCGGACCCAGUAGGAAACAAUGAAGAAUUCUCCCAACCUCAGGUUGAGUACCCAUGCUCACCUACUAGAAUGGCAACACAUACUUCUCCUACACCCAGAGUGAUACAUUCUGAGCCCACUAACCCAACCUCUCAAGAUGGUUACAUUACCAGAAGUGGCAGAGAAGUUCGAAAACCACACAGAUACAACGAAUAG